Molecule: messenger RNA, 1137 nt
Organism: Thermochaetoides thermophila DSM 1495
Lineage: Eukaryota; Fungi; Ascomycota; Sordariomycetes; Sordariales; Chaetomiaceae
Exons: 3
Coding region: 1-1137 (378 amino acids)
Molecular function (GO): oxidoreductase activity, acting on the CH-OH group of donors, NAD or NADP as acceptor
Source: RefSeq, a predicted model, not a curated record
AUGCCUAUGCAUAAUGCUUUCCUCCCUCGAGAGGGCUUCAAGGCGGACGCUGUCCUCAAAAUCAUUCGCAACACUGCCCUCAAUCCAAAGCUCCUCUUGCCACUCCUGCUAUUGGUGAAGUAUACCAAGAAGGGCCAGGACUGGGCCGUCUUACAUCCAAAGGCUUAUUCACGCCUCAAGAAGCUUCUGGUCUUUAGCCUCAUCCGCUGUAUCAACAGAUACUUCUCCCGGGGUGUUUUGAACAAUUGGGUUGAUGACAAGUAUGACUGGUCAAAGGAGAUCGUGGUUAUUACUGGCGGCGCAGGUGGCAUUGGCGGCCAAGUUGUCCAACUCUUGGCUGAAAGGGGCAUCAAAGUGGUGGUUUUGGACAUCCAGCCCCUUACCUACCCAGCAGGUCCCACUGUUUAUUAUUUCAAAUGUGACAUCACGUCCCCCAAGACUCUUGCGGCUGUUGCAGGAGAGAUUCGUGCUACCGUGGGUGAGCCAACUAUUCUUGUCAAUAACGCUGGUGUCGUUCAGGGGCGCACCAUCCUUGACGCCAGCGAGCGUGAUAUUCGAUUCACCUUCGACGUCAACACGUUUGCUCAUUAUUGGACGGUAAAGGAGUUCCUCCCGUCCAUGAUCCGCAACAACCACGGCAUGGUCGUGACAGUGGCCUCAGUAGCCGCCUGGGUAACCGUCCCAAAUAUGGUCGACUACGCGGCGUCAAAGGCAGCAGCGCAUGCCUUUCAUGAUGGUCUAACCGCUGAGCUCAAGACGCGGUACAACGCGCCGAAGGUGCGCACCGUCCUGGUCAAUCAGGGUUACACGACCACCCCUCUCUUCAAGGGCUACUACAACGACAGUCCAUUCCUAAUGCCUGCUCUGCACCCGGAGACUGUUGCCGAGGCGAUUGUCAUGCAGAUCUUGAAAGGAGAGAGCAAUCAGCUGGUCCUUCCAGCAUUUGCCAAUACGCUUUCGAUGCUGGCUGCUUUACCGCACUGGUAUCAGGUCCGUCUGCGUGAAAAAAAUCACCGGAUUAUGGCUCAGUUUGCCGGGCGGAAGGUUGUCCAAGAUUUGGACAAGUUCUAUGAGGAAAGGGAGAAGGUAGAGGCGGCUGGCGAUUUUGGCGCGAGCACUGUCUUAGUGACAAAGUGA